CGCAGCCCCGUCUGCCUGCAGUUCUCCCGGCAUCCAGCAGGGGGCGCCCGGCGCUAUGUGGGCUGCAGUGAGUGCACAGAAGGAGCUCAGGGGGAAGGAGGCAGCGACGUGUGAGGCAUGAGGGAGCAGCCCAGGAGCCUCUGUGUACUGUACCUCCCCCUGGAGACCGGGGCUGCAGCCUGAGAAUCUCACCCUCUGGCCGGCGCUAUGGAGGGGCUGCUGGUGGUCUGCCUCAUCUCCCUGGGCAUGUUCCUGGGCUGCUUCCUGCUGGGACUCAUCCCCCUGGCUGUAAAACUCUCCGAGCAAAAGCUGCAGUUUGUCAGCGUCCUGGGGGCCGGCCUGCUUUGUGGAACAGCGUUGGCUAUUAUUAUACCAGAAGGGAUUGAACUACUGGACAGCUCUUCCAAAGGCUCCCCGGUGAAAUGCCUGAAUGUCGCGCAGAUUAUGAAUGUGACGGAGGCUGCGGUGACGGAGGAGGAAGUGGCAGAGAUCCGGUCCUCCGUUCCCACUCACUUCUUCAUCGGGGUCUUCCUGGUCACGGGCUUCAUACUCAUGUUCAUUGUGGACCAGAUUUCCAGUUACUGCUCCUACCACGAUCCCAGGACCGGAAUGUCGGCUGGAACCAGCAUCACAGCGACGCUCGGGCUGGUCAUUCACGCUGCAGCUGAUGGAGUGGCUCUUGGAGCGGCGGUGGCAUCAUCUCAGGUCUCCGUACAAGUCAUUGUCUUCUUCGCAGUCAUCUUGCACAAGGCUCCAGCGGCUUUCGGGCUGGUCUCGUUCCUCAUGCACGCAGGAUUGGAGAAGAAACAAAUUCAGAAGCACCUCUUGGCGUUCUCGGUGGCGGCACCGCUCCUGACGAUUGCAACGUAUUUGAUUCUGAAUAUGACAGGAGGCAGCUUGCAGCACAGACUCAGCGCAACUGGAAACGGGAUGCUGUUCUCAGCUGGGACCUUCCUGUACGUGGCGACCGUUCACGUCUUACCAGAGAUCAGUGGGCGGGGUCACAAUCAGCGCCAAGAGACGUCCGAAUACACACAUCCAGGGCUGGGACUGUUGGAGAGCCUAACGCUGGUGGUGGGAGCUUUCCUGCCAGUGCUGCUGUCCUUAGGACUUCAUGACUGAAAGCAUUGCCAUCAUGUUUAUCCCCCACUAGGGUCUACACUAGGUGCCGCAUGGCCCGACUGCAAGACUAAGUUACACUAAUGUAUGGCAAAGAAAGGAUUCAAUAGAAUGCAGUGGGAAAUCAAGUCACACGAUGCCGAAGCAGCCAAACUGUAGCUCCCUGGUGGUCCAGGAGACCAGGAUGGGACCUAAUGGAAGUUCCACACUGAGCGACAAUACUGCACAAAACAGGCUGUUUCAUAGAAGACAAAAAAUAAGAAUUUUGUUCAGUGGGCUUUUUUUUAAAAAAACCCCACCUGUGGCGAAAGAUUUUGCCAUGAACCCCCGACACCAAGCCCCACAAGGAGCCCCGACUCCCAGCCCCGUCCAUGUGCCCCGACUCUCAGCCCCAUCCAUGAACGGAAUAAGUUUAAGAUGUAAAAUGGAAAAACAAUUUAAAAAGAACAAACCCAAAACUGUCUUCCUGAGUAGUCACUGCAGACCCGACGCGUUUCACUCCCUCCUCCCAUCAUUGCUGCACAGCGGAGCCUAUGUACUAUUCACCAGGUUCCUCCUUAUGUGACCGCGUCUAAGCUGUUCAGCAGAAUCUUUUAAUGUUUUAUCAGUAACUUCUUCCUUACUGUAGUGACGUUUUUAACCAAAAGGGACAGAAGAUUAUACGGUACUCCUUCAGUUCUUAGAAGUCUCCUAAACUGUGAUCAUAGUGAAAGGUAGAGUUAUUCGCACAUAUAUUUUACAUUGAUUGCGAUGGUUUAAUAAUGAAUGACUAAUGAUUUAGCUCAGGAGAAAAUGCACUUUACACCCUUUUAUACUUUAUAGUCGUCAGUUACAUUUUUUUUUUAUUUAAAUACCUUUUUUGUUCUGAUUGUGGUAUGCCUGCGAUACAUAAUAAUAUCUUUUAUUUUCUUUCCAAUACGUGCCUUGGUUUUAAACCACAAUAAAUCUACGUUACAUGAUACAUGAUAGACGGUACAAAGGUUCACAUUGGAAUACAUGGUGGAAUUUCACGUGAAUCAAUUUCUUUAAUAUAAUUUUUUUGAUCAUUCGACAACUUUUCAUAAAGAUUUUUCAGUUUUACAGAUAUGCAUCAACAGCAGAACAGGAGGCGGGGAAAUUGGUGAGGCCAUCAAAUAAAAAUAGACGCAGUCAUCAGCCAAUACCGUACACAGGACAAAAAGUAGCCGUACAGUCACCUGAGAUUGCAAGAAGAUUAAUAGCCAAUCCGUUCCAUUGAUUCCACAUCGCACAUACGCAGAGGGACAAGACUUAAACAUGGGAAAUGCGUUUACGAACAGAAAUUAAAUCUGGUCAGGAAUUUGUGGUAGGCCCAUACCGCCCACAGAUACUAACGGAGGAGGAGAACCUUCCCCACCGCCGAUGUGUCUCUAGUAAACCUACAACAUACGGGUCAAGGGUCCCAAACUGACACAGCAGUAGGGAUCGUACAACUUUCUCAUUUAGCCCUUGUACGUCCCAUCCUAAAAAUUUCCCGUAAAGCGACCCACCUAACGGAGAAUAGAGGGCACCAACACUAUCAGCAGUCAGGAGACUAUGGGUAGCGGCGGGUAAGUACGGCUAUGGCUGAAACCAAACACAGUGACCCAACUGCAACACAAGCCGCGUGGCAAACCGCUACAAUCUUCCCGUCCGCUUUGUCCAAGCCCUAUAAAUUCUAUGUCUGACUGAAUUUCUAGAGUAGAAACAGCUGGGGCAGCCAGGUCAGUCCAUUCUGCUCCGGGUGGCGCUGACAUCUAAGGCAGAGUUCUAGGAGACCUUUGCAAAUCACCCUUGCUUUUGAAUGAGGGAAAAAUUACAGUCUUGACAAUUUUGAUUGUCUCCAGAGUCAAAUAGCGGAACCCGCGGCCGGAACGUUGAGCAGCGCACCAUGGGGGUCAUUCCGAGUUGUUCGCUCUGUAUUUUUUUCUCGCAACGGAGCGAUUAGUCGCUAAUGCGCAAGCGCAAUGUCCGCAGUGCGACUGCGCCAAGUAAAUUUGCUAUGCAGUUAGGUAUUUUACUCACGGCAUUACGAGGUUUUUUCUUCGUUCUGGUGAUCGUAAUGUGAUUGACAGGAAGUGGGUGUUUCUGGGCGGAAACUGGCCGUUUUAUGGGUGUGUGUGAAAAAACGCUACCGUUUCUGGGAAAAACGCGGGAGUGGCUGGAGAAACGGAGGAGUGUCUGGGCGAACGCUGGGUGUGUUUGUGAUGUCAAACCAGGAACGAAACUGACUGAACUGAUCGCAGAUGCCGAGUAAGUCUGGAGCUACUCAGAAACUGCUAAGAAGUGUCUAUUCGCAAUUCUGCUAAUCUUUCGUUCGCAAUUUUGAUAAGCUAAGAUUCACUCCCAGUAGGCGGCGGCUUAGCGUGUGCAAAGCUGCUAAAAGCAGCUUGCGAGCGAACAACUCGGAAUGACCCCCCAUGUAAACAUGAGUAAUAGUUUAGCAUUAAAACAAGAGACGGAAGGAAGGGGGUGAGAAAGAGGUAAAACGGCAAUUUAAAGUGAACCCUUUUAACAAUGGAAAAUUAUUCUAGCUUGCACACGUCCUCAUUUUAUGUAUUACAGGAGAACGAUAUGAGAUUUGAUAAACUUUUUUUUAACAUAUAUAUAUAUAUAUAUAUAUAUAUAUAUAUAUAGAGGUUUUUAUUUUUAUUCUUUUACCAUUUUUUAAGCUGGCCCCAGAGAGAUCCUGCCUCUAAGCCAGAGAACUGAGCGACGGGAUCACCGAUGACUGUGCACCUGGGUGGUCUGACAACGAGACUGUGCAUUAGUGUGUAAGCUGUGUGUCUAACGUUAUUCUCCUGUAAACCCACUGAUGUUUGUGAUGUCAAUCGCAGCCGAAUUGUAUUUUUCUAAUAAAACUCACUAACAUCUG
Molecule: messenger RNA, 3991 nt
Organism: Pseudophryne corroboree (corroboree frog)
Lineage: Eukaryota; Metazoa; Chordata; Amphibia; Anura; Myobatrachidae
Product: zinc transporter ZIP9-B-like
Exons: 7
Coding region: 208-1122 (304 amino acids)
Biological process (GO): transmembrane transport; zinc ion transport
Cellular component (GO): membrane
Molecular function (GO): metal ion transmembrane transporter activity
Source: RefSeq, a predicted model, not a curated record